GCAGAAAUUGAAAAGGAGAGACAACUGAGAGAAAAACUGCUUGAAGAAAAGGAGGAAAAGAUAAACAAGGAACAUGAGGAGAGAAAGAAAGAACAAGAAAUGAGAGAAGAAGAAGACAGGAAGAGAAAGCAAGCUGAAGAAUUACAACGACAGGAGUGGAGACAAAAAGUCGAAGCUUUGGUGCAAAAAUUAAAGUUGGAGUCAGAAAUAAAGGACAGAGAGCUGAAGGAGAGCAGAGAUGGGAUGAAAAAAGAACGAGAGAACUGGGAGAGAAAACAACAAGAAUGGUGGGACAGAAGAUAUCAAGAAGAUGAACAAAGACGACAAGAGGAACAAACAAGACUUAGAAAACUUCAAGAAGAGUACGAACAAGAAAGAAAGAGAGAUAAAAAUCAGAGAAUCAAAGAGGACCGAAUCAGAAGAGAACAAGAGGAAAAAGAGAGAAAAGAGUUGGAGGAGAAACAGAAAGCAGAAGUUGAAAAGGAGAGAAAUCUGCGAAAGAAACUACAUGACCUACUUGAGGAAAAGGAGGAGAAGAUAGAAAAGGAACGAGAGGAGAGAAGGAAGGAACAGAAAAAGAGAGACGAAGAAGGCAGGAAGAAAAAGCAAGAGGAAGAAAUUCAGCGACAGGACUGGGAACAAAAAAUUCAAGCUUUGGAGCAAAAAAUAAAAUUAGUGGCAGAAUCAAAGGAAACAACUGACAGAAAGCUGGAGGAGAGCAGAGAAGAGAUGAGAAAAGAACGAGAGAACUGGGAGAGAAAACAACAAGAAUGGUGGGACAGAAGACAUCAAGAAGAUGAACAAAGACGACAAGAGGAACAAACAAGACUUAGAAAACUCCAAGAAGAGUACGAA
This is a messenger RNA of Plectropomus leopardus (leopard coralgrouper), 855 nucleotides long. NCBI's taxonomy places the organism in Eukaryota, Metazoa, Chordata, Actinopteri, Perciformes, Serranidae. The record is from RefSeq and is a predicted model, not a curated record.